CUUUCAUGAAUCGUUUCCAAGUCUAUGCUCAUCGUUGUCAAAUACUUGAGAACAUCCAGAAGCAUACGGAAAAGAGUAUAGGGCUAAUAUUGGACAUUAUAAAGGAAGAUAAAGGGGCAGUAGAAGACGACGAUUUUGAUCUUUUGCACAAGAUACUAAAGCAUAUACGUUCAUGUGAGCAUCAACAGUGUGCCCCUAAGCAGCUUGCUCAGGAAAUUCGAUCGUUUGUUCUAUCACAACUUAGAUAUUAUAAAAAGCCCAAUUACCCACUAUUAGUGUGCCUACUUGAUUUGGUAAAGAACAACUCAUUAGAUGACACAGGAUGGCUCAUUGGCUUAGGCUGUACUCUGUGGUACGAGAAUUCGAUAUAUAUAGUAAGGAAGGCCAUGGAACUCUGUCUACGCGCGCAAGAAAAAAUAGAUAAAGCAGAAUCAACACUCUUUACAAAUGUAAUCCAGUAUAUAUCAAGCUGUCAACAACAUAUUACUGCCCAAGAUAUUACCCGCUUUCGAUCAUACGAAUACACAGAGUUCUUUUAUACUGAAGUAAAUCGAGUGAUGACAUGUGAUAGAGAAUGCUUCAGAUUGCUAGCUCAGAUAGUUCUAUCGCUUCUAUCCAAGCUAUCGAGUGGAGAAAUGAUUAUGCAAUUAGCAGACAAAGUGCAAGAGAUUUACCACCUAAGCUCAUCCGAAUUCUUGCCUAUUCUAUUUGACAUAUGCUGUACCAAUGACGACAGUACCACACAGUUACUUAAUACAGUUCUUUUACUCUUCCAAGAGCAUCCUUCUUCAGCAGAAGUUAUCUUUGAACCGAUCAAUAUAAAUCCCCAUAUACUGUUUAUAUUUUUCAUCCACCGCUGUGGAAAUUCUCAUGACAUCUUGGUUGACCUACUACUAGAGAACGAUUCUGGUUUCUUAUCCUACUUUUACCAUUAUGUUGUGUACACUCAAAAAGAUAUAGAAGCAUUCAAGUUGGCGCUCACAGAUGAGACUGAUAUAUAUACCAUACAGGCCAUUUUGGCCAACACAAUACGCGUACUUGAAGGUGGUGGAUUUCCUUACAACACAAGGCCACUGGUCAAGAGAUUGAAUAGACUUGAAGAACAAUUGGCACUGUAAAAACCGGGAAUACGUGUUUAUAAAUAAAUAAAAACAAGCAAGAUUUUAUAAUACUCCACAGUUGGCUUAUUUUGAGCAGUGAAAGUUUUCUCAAGUGAAUACGCUUUUAGCCAUGAUAGAUAUACGUGAAGCUUUGCGCAUUAUCUUCACAAAGCAAUAAAAUGCUGAUCUAUGCCAAUUUAAUGACG
This is a messenger RNA of Rhizopus microsporus ATCC 52813, 1306 nucleotides long. RefSeq lists its product as uncharacterized. The transcript is spliced from 2 exons. The coding region runs from base 6 to 1118 and encodes 370 amino acids. Lineage: Eukaryota; Fungi; Mucoromycota; Mucoromycetes; Mucorales; Rhizopodaceae. The record is from RefSeq and is a predicted model, not a curated record.